Molecule: messenger RNA, 3108 nt
Organism: Schizosaccharomyces osmophilus
Lineage: Eukaryota; Fungi; Ascomycota; Schizosaccharomycetes; Schizosaccharomycetales; Schizosaccharomycetaceae
Gene: mpd2
Product: GYF domain protein
Exons: 2
Coding region: 1-3108 (1035 amino acids)
Molecular function (GO): protein binding
Source: RefSeq, a predicted model, not a curated record
AUGAAUUCAGAAGCAAGCGUAUAUAGUAAUAUGGACUGGAGUCAAUUGGCAAAUCCAAUGAAUAAAAAAGAAAGUCAACCUUCUUUAUCGUCUACCAACAACAUGUAUCCUCAGUUAUCAUCUUUUAUGAAUCCUGCUGCAGCUAGUGGUGCAGGAUCUCCUGCAAAUUUGCAAGCAGACCCAACAGCUGCCACUGCUUCUGAUCGUCAUAAAAAACUCUCUUUAAAAUCAGGUAAUUUUUGGGAUUCGUACGGUGUAGCUUCAUCUACCCCUCCUGUGCCUUCGUUUUCUUCAAAUAUGGCCAACCCGGCAAAUUCUGGUAAUGCCUCUUCCCUGAAUACCAAUAAUUUGAGUGAAAAAGGUACCGUAUUAACUCCUACUGCUUCUUCUAUGCCUAUGACAGCUUCCAAUACAUUCAAUGCCGACCCUAUUCCUCCCUAUUCGAAUACUACAUCGAUUGGAGGAAAUCCCUUGGGCUCUGCGGAUCCGAAUCCGGGAAUCUUUCCUGCUAAAAGCUAUGCAUCUCCUUUUCCUAGCGCACUUACGACCGAAGGCAUGUCACCUAAGUUUUUGAAGGAUCGUUUCCCGUCUUCAAAUACCGUAGCUGGAGCAGCUUCUCCUAAAGUAAAUAGUCCAUUUACUUCUUAUAAGAGAUCUUCUUUGAAUGUUAGCCCUUCCUCUACCUCUAUACCUCAAUCUCGUUCCAUCGGAUCUGGUUUUAAUAAUCCUUCUGGUUAUGGUUGGCUUCCGCAGCAAUAUAAUUCGCUACCGACAUCGUAUCCAGCGAAUCCUCCGCAAGAUGUUGACCCUGCGCUAGCCCAAUUUGCCGGUCAUGCUUAUGAUUCUACAAAUGCAGCUACCCUCGGUGCUUCUGGGUACCAACAAUUUGCUGGUGCCUCUCAGCCCGAAGCCAUACCGGAAAGUAUUAACUCGCCUUUGCGUCGUGGCUCCACUCGACUUUCAAACUCGCCGGUUUAUUCCGUUGGUGGGGGUAUGCCUGCUCGAGACACUGAUUCUCCUAUGAACAUCUUGGUAGAUAAGGCUAAAGCAAAGAUUUCCAUGAAUGAAAAUGGGGCUUCCGCCAAUUCUGUUCGUGAGCACUCUAUGCCUGACCAGACUACAUCCAAUUAUUUCACUCCUGAGAAUUUUCCACAGCACUUGGCCUCUUUAAUCCCACCUGCCGUUUUACGCUGGCUUUAUAAGGAUCCACAGAAUAAUAUUCAAGGUCCCUUUAGUGGCGUCGAUAUGCAUCAGUGGUAUCGUGCUGGUUAUUUCCCACUGAGCCUUCCUGUUAAACGUCUUGAAGAGGAGGAAUACUAUUCUCUAGCCUUUUUCGUUCGUCAAGUCGGAAAUCAGUUUGAACCAUUUUUGAUACCCUUGUCUCCUGUUUCAGUGCCAAACAAUCAAAGUCCCUCUUGGAAUGCUCAAGGCACGGAUUUGCCCUCAAGCACUUAUAUUCCCAAUAAUGAUAGUGAAGCAUUAGAAUCGGCGGAUACUAAACGUCAAGGGUCAGUGCAAUUUCAACGUGAGGAUGAUACAGGUGCCGCCAGAAAAGUAUCUAUUCAGUCACAAUCAUUGCCCAAAUCAUUAGUGGAAAGCAUUGUUAAUCAACCUGACGAGAGUGUACUUAAGGAAGAAAAGCAAACUAUCUCCUCUCCUUCUGAAAUCAUGAGCAAGGAAGGAAAGGAUGCCAAAACGACCAGUCAAAAGAGAGAAAAGGCACAUGAACCUAUUGAUCAAACUACCGUUGACUCCAAUUUGACCCAGAAUCUGAAAUCGUUAGAGCUUAAAGAAAAGCAAUCUAAGGAAGAAGUGAAGAAUACAACUGAAUCUGUUCAAAAGUCUGACGAGCCUAAGUUCAAUCCCUCAAUCAACAAACCUGCAUCUGCUACUGCUGAAACGGGAGCUUUUGCACCUCGACCUUCUCCUUGGAAGUCUCUGCCCAGUAAGCCUAUGCCGUCUCUAGAUGAAACUAUCCAUAAGGAGAUGGAGAAUGCAUUAAACGGCGAAUUGCCAGACCAAAAUGAGAAGACCACCCAGAAGCCGACAAACAGUCAACCCACCAUGCCCGUGGAAGCUGGAUCUCCUUGGGGUAAGGUUAACGAUGUGGCUACAUCUAUUUCGCAGGAAAUCCAGCGAAUGGAAAAGCAAAAUGAAAAUUUAAAAACCAACGCUGCCUCGAAUGCUCAGGUGCAAGCUCAAACUCAAAUUCAAGCCGAAGCUCAGGCUCAGGCUGAGGCUGCUGCUAAACCGGCCCCCCAAACAUUGGCAUCUACAUCCGUUUGGGGUUCUGGAUCUACUAAUCCUCCGAAUGCUUGGUCGAAACAUGCUUCCUUGAAGUCACCAAUGUUGAAGAAAAAUAUUCAGCAAGCGGAAGUUCAUACUAAGCAACAAGCUCCAGUGAGCACAACAACGAAUGCCGCUACUGUUGCGAACGUUACGGCUACCCGAAACGUCAUGCCUGUAGCCAAAGCUAAGCCAGCAACUUCAGCGCCUGCUGCCUCAGCACCGAAUGACGAGAAUAAGAAAAUGACUGCAUUCUUGGAAACUACACUUGAAUCUGAGGAUAGCUGGUCAGUCGUAGGACCGGGUGGUAAAGUGUUUAAUCAACAGCUCUCCGGUACCGCUACAGCCAAUCGCUCUCCAGCUACCAAACCCGCUGUGGUAGCCGCUCCUGUAAAUUCACAGCCUAAUACAUCUAAGCUACAGCAGGUUAUUUCUUCAUCUGGCCUGUCUCCGGAAUUUCUUUCGUGGUGUAAGCACUCUUUGAAAGGCUUAAACGAAGGUGUUAACUAUGAAGAAUUUUUAAAUAUGUUGUUAUCAUUCCCCGUUGAGUCUAACAACGAGGUUGCUGAGAUUAUUUCUGAUUCCAUUUAUGCUAACAGCACUACCAUGGAUGGUCGUAGAUUUGCUGGCGAAUUUAUGCGACGUCGUAUGGCAGAUCUCUCUGGUAAAGAUGAAGGUUUAGACGGUAUGAUUACCAAAGGUCAAGAAAAUGGCAGCCCUGGAGCUUGGAGUAGCGUUGCUCGCACUAAGCCGAAGCAAGGAGUUGAAUGGAAUUCUGCUUUCAAGGUUGUCACAGGUAAGAAGAACAAGAAGCGUACUUAA